AUGAAUUCCUGGAAACUUAAAGAUUCAAGUAAAGGCCACGAAGGCCUUGUUUCAGAUGAUAACUUUCAGAAUUCAGUUAUUUUUCAUUAUCCUUGCUCUUCCAAUUAUGAUUGCACAUACUAUCAUUCAGAAUUACCUCCAGGCAUAUACAAAUUUGAAGUUUGGGGAGCUGAUGGCGGCGACGGAAUGUACCAUAGCACCUAUACAAAGCGCCCUGGAAAGGGUGGUUAUUCAGUUGGAGCAUUUUUCAUUAAUAAGACUACAAAUGUAUAUGUGUUCGUAGGCGGAAAAGGUGAAAAUGGACUUCAUCCAUCUACUAGAGACGCCAAAGGCGGAUAUAACGGCGGUGGUGAUGCACCAAGCGAUAAAGUAGGAAGUAAUAAUGAUUCAGGUGGUGCUGGCGGCGGUGCCACCGAUAUCAGGAUUGGAGAUGUUGACUUAGACAGCAGAGUCAUAGUUGCUGGAGGAGCUGGUGGUACAGGAUUUGAUACCAGCUAUGUAAAUAUCGAGAUUACCCCCUUUGGUGGGGGUUUGACUUCAUCUUUACCAAGAUCCAGCGGAGGUACCGGAGUUGCUGCCUCCCAAACAACCGGAUAUCAAAAAGGAAACGGUCAAAAAGGUAUUAUAGGAAGUUUAGGAACUACAACUUCGGGAGGCGGUGGUGGCGGUUAUUUCGGCGGCAAUGCGAUUGCAGAAUCAUAUGGAGGUCAAGCCGGAGGUGGUUCUAGCUAUAUUGAUGGAGUAUUUUCAUAUGGAGACAUUGUAAAAAACGCCACCAAUGGAGAAUCAGAAAUGCCACUUCUAAAUGGCGUCGGUAAAGGAAACAGCUGA
This is a messenger RNA of Trichomonas vaginalis G3, 831 nucleotides long. Its product is annotated as glycine-rich protein family. The transcript has a single exon. The coding region runs from base 1 to 831 and encodes 276 amino acids. The record is from RefSeq and is a predicted model, not a curated record. Lineage: Eukaryota; Parabasalia; Trichomonadida; Trichomonadidae.